Molecule: messenger RNA, 501 nt
Organism: Penaeus monodon (black tiger shrimp)
Lineage: Eukaryota; Metazoa; Arthropoda; Malacostraca; Decapoda; Penaeidae
Product: extensin-like
Exons: 2
Coding region: 1-501 (166 amino acids)
Source: RefSeq, a predicted model, not a curated record
AUGACGGCCAUUUGCUCUCCUGAACUGCCGGAGUUGACAAAGUUGGCAGAAGUGACGCAAUCACCCCCACCUACAGCCCACUUAAAACCCACAGCUUCUGUCCCACUACCCAGACCCACGUACCUACAACUCACCCUCGUAACACAGCAUCCCGCCCACCUCAUCCUAUGCCCACCCAAAACCCACGCCCACUCCCAAUCCACGCCCACCCUCAACCCAAGCUCACUCUCAACCCACGCCCACCCAAAACCCCACGUCCACUCCCAACUCACGCCCACCCACAACCCAUGCCCACCCUCAACCCGCGCCCACCCACAACUCACGCCCACCCUCAACCCACGCCCACUCACAACCCACGCCCACCCACAACCCAUUUAUACCUACCCACAACCCACGCCCACCCACAACCCAUUUAUACCUACCCACAACCCACGCCCACCCACCCAACACUUCCUCCAGGACAAAAGCUGCCCAUCUGUCCUCCUCCGCCUGACAGAAUAA